CAAAUCGACCGCGCAUCAAGAAAGCUUACCGGACACGUUCAAUCAUAUAGAUAUAUCUGCAACCUUAUUUACAAUACGCUCAAGAAAAAAGAGGACGGAUAACACUAUAAAUCAAAAUGUCCGACUCAAAAGCCGCCCUCCUCUCCCAAUCCGAACCCAUCGACCCCCCGCCCGCCUACGACACAACAAGCAACAACCCACCAGCGCGCACACCCCUCCCCCGCCCACCGCCGCUCUCCCUCCCGGUGCUCAACGAGCUUCGCGGUAAGCGAGUCAUCCUUGCCUCCCAAUCCCCGCGCCGCAGACAAAUCAUGUCCCACCUCGGCCUGCCCAACCUAGAAAUCAUCCCGUCCAACGCAGAAGAGGAUUUCCCCAAGACAAUGGAGCCAUUCGAGUACGUGCUCGCCACGGCCACAAAGAAGGCGCAAGCAGUGUAUGAACAGGAGAUCGUGAAUGAGGAGAAGGGCGAGCCGGCGCUGAUUCUCGCGGCGGACACCAUCGUCGUGGAUACGGCAACCGGGACGAUUCUUGAGAAGCCGCGCUCCGAGGCGCAGCAUAUUGCCAUGCUGAAGUCGCUACGGGAUAACCGUGACCAUAAGGUGUAUACGGCGAUGGCGGCGAUGGCGCCGUUGGUUAGUGCGCGGCAGCCGGGGUAUGCGCUUGAGACGGCACUGGAGGAGACGAGGGUGCGGUUUGAUGGGGAGGUUACGGAUGAGUUGAUCUUGGCUUAUGUGCGGACUAGGGAGGGGGCGGAUAAGGCUGGUGGCUAUGGGUUGCAGGGGCUGGGGUCGAUUUUGGUGGAGAGUAUUGAGGGGAGCUGGGAUAAUGUGGUGGGGUUGCCGUUGAAGUCGGCUUUGAAGUUGAUGGAAAAGGUGGUUGAGAAGGCUGAUGAUGAUGAUCGGUUGUCGGGUGGGCUUGAGCAAGAAGUGGAAGAGGAAAGCGAUUAGGUUGGAGGACCGUGGUUUGCUUGCAUACGGCAUGUUUUGAUAAACGCUGGUCGUUUGUACAGUUUUGAGGGUUAUCGAGGGCCGCAUAGAAAUGGUUUAGAAAAAAAAAGGGAAAAAAAUAUUUGCCAAUAGGAUCCAUUCGAGCAGUUACAUAUCUUUUAGCUCAAUACCAAGAGCGCCAACCAGCUGGACUGGCUUACUUUAACAGAAACAGCAUGUACAUAGG
Molecule: messenger RNA, 1173 nt
Organism: Aspergillus pseudotamarii
Lineage: Eukaryota; Fungi; Ascomycota; Eurotiomycetes; Eurotiales; Aspergillaceae
Product: nucleotide diphosphatase
Exons: 1
Coding region: 117-947 (276 amino acids)
Molecular function (GO): nucleoside triphosphate diphosphatase activity
Source: RefSeq, a predicted model, not a curated record